AAGCAAGUACCUCCGGACAGUGUUCUAGAGAAAAAUUGGAACUCAGAACAGAAGAAACUGAAACGAAGACGUACUGCCUGCGAGAAAGAAAGGAUUGUACAUACGAAGAGGUCGAUGAGCCUCAGGAUGAUGACAUCCUGUAUUGUGAGAAAUGCCAGGAGAUCUUCAUCGACAGCUGUCCGGCUCAUGGACCCCCUACAUUUGUAAAAGACAAUGCAGUAGCCAAGGGGCAUCCCAACCGUUCAGCCCUCACUUUGCCCCCUGGGCUGAGAAUCGGGCCAUCGGGCAUCCCUGAGGCCGGGCUUGGAGUAUGGAAUGAGGCAUCUGAUUUGCCGUUGGGUCUGCACUUCGGCCCCUAUGAGGGCCGGAUCACAAAAGAUGAAGAGGCAGCCAACAGUGGAUACUCCUGGCAGAUCACCAAGGGGAGAAACUGCUAUGAGUAUGUGGAUGGAAAGGACAAAUCUCGGGCCAACUGGAUGAGGUAA
This is a messenger RNA of Galeopterus variegatus (Sunda flying lemur), 485 nucleotides long. RefSeq names its product probable histone-lysine N-methyltransferase PRDM7. Gene Ontology annotation, molecular function: recombination hotspot binding; histone H3K36 methyltransferase activity; histone H3K4 methyltransferase activity. The record is from RefSeq and is a predicted model, not a curated record. The annotation marks the transcript as partial. The transcript has 4 exons. Gene Ontology annotation, cellular component: nucleus. Gene Ontology annotation, biological process: regulation of DNA-templated transcription; positive regulation of reciprocal meiotic recombination. NCBI's taxonomy places the organism in Eukaryota, Metazoa, Chordata, Mammalia, Dermoptera, Cynocephalidae.